AUGCAACCUUCUAUGUGCUGUCUCCUCUAUUACUUUAUCUCUUCCCCAGUGGGGCAAUUUCCUGUUUAUAAAUUCCAGAAUCAAAUCCUCCCUCGACCCCUUUCCCUUCCCAUCUUAAUUUCCCUGUAAAAUUUUGCAACUUUCUCUCUGUUUCCAAAUCUCUCUGUUCAUUCUCAAAACCCAACAUCUUUGGAUUUCCAGAUGUUUGAGAUCACUCAUGUCUCCUGUAAUCAGUGAAAUCCUCCUUUCUGGUUUUAUGAUCAAUUCCACCCUUCGGCGCAGGACCCAUCUUGUUCAAUCUUUCUCUGUUGUUUUCCUCUACUGGUUCUACGUUUUCUCAUAAACUCCCACUUCCUCUGCUUUAAUCUCCUAUAGUAUUUCUUAUAUAAUCCCAAUCCCAAGUUUUUUUUUUUUUUUUUUAAAUAAUUAUCCCCUGGGUCCUGUGCUUUGUCCCUUUUUCUUAAGCAUAAUCUAGUUGUUGUUGUUGUUGUUGUUGUCGUUGUUUUUUUUUUUUUUUUUUUGGGUUAUUAUGGUUUCUUCUAGUACUUCAGCUUCAAGCAUGAUGAAAAGCUCGUCGAGUUCAGAUGAGGAUUUGCAGCAGGUUAUGGAACAGAGGAAGCGCAAAAGAAUGCAAUCAAACAGGGAAUCCGCACGACGGUCCAGGAUGAGGAAACAGAAGCAUCUAGAUGAUCUGAUGGCUCAGGUAUCGGAGCUCACCAGAGAGAACAACCAGAUCAGAACUAGAUUGAACAUCACUUCACAACUUUACUUGAACCUCGAGGCAGAGAACUCUAUUCUUCGAGCUCAGAUGGUUGAGCUCAGCACCAGGUUGCAAUCUCUCAAUGAAAUCACUGAUUUCAUAAACACAAGCAGUGGAGUUCUGUUUCGAGAUGAUCAUCAGCUAAGUGAUGAAGGCUUCAUCGAUCCAUGGGGCAGUGCUGCUUCCUUCUGUGAUAAUCAACCCAUCAUGGCUUCUGCUGAGAUGAUUAUGUAUUAAUUCGAUAGUCUCUGUUCUGAAGUUGGGGAAAUUAAUUCAUAUUGCACGUUAAGAUGAUGUAAUUAUCAGGUAGGAUGAAGUUUGCAAUUGUGUGCUUGAUCUGUAAGAAAAGUUGCAAGGGCUUUCCGGUUACUGUUUAUUAGUGAUAAAAUAAAGAAUAUUUUUUUAA
Messenger RNA from Rubroshorea leprosula, 1166 nucleotides. NCBI's taxonomy places the organism in Eukaryota, Viridiplantae, Streptophyta, Magnoliopsida, Malvales, Dipterocarpaceae. The record is from the annotation of a GenBank genome assembly.